Messenger RNA from Leucoraja erinaceus (little skate), 922 nucleotides. RefSeq names its product RPA interacting protein (gene rpain). The record is from RefSeq and is a predicted model, not a curated record. Gene Ontology annotation, cellular component: nucleus; PML body. Lineage: Eukaryota; Metazoa; Chordata; Chondrichthyes; Rajiformes; Rajidae. The transcript has 7 exons. Bases 36 to 764 code for a protein of 242 amino acids. Gene Ontology annotation, biological process: protein import into nucleus.
ACGGCGCGCCUACUCAACCUGUGACCGUCGUGCGCAUGUGCGUCGCCGUCGUCGUUUUGGAGACCGUCGCUAGCGGCGGGAGGAUGGAGUUGCCGUCCGGGCACAGAGCUCUGUACAAAGGCGGCGCCGCUGCCCCGUGGAAGGAGACUUACAGGAAGAGAUGUGUCGCGAGACUGAAGAACAGCCGAGCAAGGCUGUUAGAUAGGUAUAGGCAUGUGGGAGAUGAUCCAGGCUGUAACCUCAGAGAGCCCUUUCUUGUGCAAGAAGUGAUGGAAGAAGAAUGGAUGGCGUUGAAAGCAUUGGAUACACAUUUACCAUCAUUGUGGAAGAAGGGGAGUUUGGCAGAGGUGCUGAAUACACUGGAAAAUAUAAGUGAAUUAGCAGAGCUUGAGGAAAUUGAACAGGAACUCAUCAGUGAAGAACAAGCCAUCAUAGAGGAGUAUGAGGCCAGUUUGCAAUUUGAUGAUGCAUGCUUGAAUGCCAUUAUUGAAGGAUUUGACGAUCCUAAUAGACUUGUAUGCCCUGUUUGUAACAGGAACUAUCUGAGUGUUAGCAGUGACUUUAUAACUUGCUCGUGUGGAAUGUGCAUUAAUACACAGGGGAUGACAGUACAGCAAUUUCGAGCCUUUCUUGAACACAAUGUCACUGAACAUAGCAAUCUAUGUGUAUGUUGUCCAAUCUUCUCUGUAGUAAAUGGUGCAGAAGCAGACGCCAUGCUUUUAAUGAGCUGUCAGGCCUGUGAUUACCUGUCCGUGAUCCUCUAGGUAUCUAUAAUUCGUCUGAGAUCCUAUCACAAAAAUAAUGAACGCCUCUUCUGGGAAAUUGAAAUCUAUUCAUUGAGAAGACUGUGCUUUGCCACACUGCACUUUAGUAUUUGUUUUGCAUUCUACAUUUAAUUUAAUAAAUAUUUCUUUUUAUUAUA